This is a messenger RNA of Trichomycterus rosablanca, 883 nucleotides long. It is a transcript of the gene hoxd4a, whose product is annotated as homeobox D4a. Gene Ontology annotation, molecular function: RNA polymerase II cis-regulatory region sequence-specific DNA binding; DNA-binding transcription factor activity, RNA polymerase II-specific. Gene Ontology annotation, biological process: embryonic skeletal system morphogenesis; anterior/posterior pattern specification; positive regulation of transcription by RNA polymerase II. NCBI's taxonomy places the organism in Eukaryota, Metazoa, Chordata, Actinopteri, Siluriformes, Trichomycteridae. Bases 16 to 711 code for a protein of 231 amino acids. Gene Ontology annotation, cellular component: nucleus; nucleoplasm. The transcript is spliced from 2 exons. The record is from RefSeq and is a predicted model, not a curated record.
UGCCUUCAGAAAUUAAUGGCCAUGAGUUCGUACAUGGUAAAUUCCAAGUAUGUGGAUCCCAAAUUUCCUCCAUGCGAAGAAUAUUCGCAGAAUAGUUAUAUACCUGAGCAGGGCUCUGGCUACUUCAGUCCAUCGCAGGACACUGAUUUCCAACAUCCAGGGAUCUACUCACGGUCAAACUACUCGGAGCAGCCCUACAGUUGUAACACUCUGCAGGGCACAACGUUACAGCCGCGGGGUCAUGUGCAGAAGCAAGGCAACGAUACAGGAUCUUUCCCAGCUCAGAGCGAGCAAUGCUCCCCAACUCAACUAUCCGGCUCGAGGACUAGUGAACAACAACAAAAUUCAAAAAGCCAGAAUGGGAUACAGUCAAAGCCUACGAUAGUUUAUCCUUGGAUGAAGAAAGUCCACGUUAGCACGGUAAACCCAGAUUACACAGGAGCGGAACCCAAACGCUCUCGGACAGCUUACACUAGACAGCAGGUUUUAGAACUGGAAAAGGAAUUUCAUUUUAACAGGUAUCUAACCAGACGGCGUCGCAUCGAAAUAGCGCAUACUCUUUGCCUUUCUGAGAGACAAAUCAAAAUUUGGUUUCAGAACCGAAGAAUGAAAUGGAAAAAGGAUCACAAACUGCCCAACACGAAAGGAAGGUCCACAUCGGCUGCAAAACACGUUCAGAAGGACAACCAGACAGAUAUUACAACUUUAUAAAUGAAAUGGAAAGAUCUCACUCGCCCCAGAAGUACAGAUGAACUAUGUAUUAUAGACAAUUCUACGUCUGUUUUGCAUGGUCUACAAACAUUACAUUUUGAUCUUCAGACUAUUUAUUGUCAAGCAGAAGCACACAUCAUUACCAAACGCAGUAUGCGUGGAUGCUAUGAAA